Schizosaccharomyces japonicus yFS275 is the source of this 639-nucleotide messenger RNA. Its product is annotated as translocon beta subunit Sbh1. Gene Ontology annotation, cellular component: membrane; Sec61 translocon complex; endoplasmic reticulum membrane. Gene Ontology annotation, biological process: intracellular protein transport. The record is from RefSeq and is a predicted model, not a curated record. NCBI's taxonomy places the organism in Eukaryota, Fungi, Ascomycota, Schizosaccharomycetes, Schizosaccharomycetales, Schizosaccharomycetaceae. Bases 135 to 437 code for a protein of 100 amino acids. The transcript has 4 exons.
UAGUCAUUCAAUUUACCUAUGCACGAUUCUGUUUUUGUUCCGCGGAAAAGACCGAGUAAAACCGCGGUCUAACCGCUUCGCAAGGCACUACUCCACCCCAGACUAACAGCUGCUUACUCUCAACCAUAACGGAAAUGUCUUCUCCUAAGAGUACUCCCUCUGUGAAAAGUUCUCCCGGCGCCGCUCCUGGAGGCCCCAAAUCGCAGAUCAGACGUCGUGCUGCUGCUGAAAAAUCAAAGGAAGGAAAGGCUCUUCCUGCCGGUCCCAGAGCUGCCGGUGCUAAUGGCUCGACCCCUACUAUGUUGAAGCUGUAUACAGAUGAAACUUCUGGUUUCAAGGUUGACCCCGUUGUCGUCAUGGUUCUCAGUGUUGGUUUCAUUGGCAGUGUCUUCGCUCUGCACAUUAUUGCCAAGUUGAUGCGUAAAUUCUCCAACUAAACUUGGGGCUUUCAUUAUGAUAAUACCAAUAAUUGCGGCUCAUCAAAAUUGUUAAAGGUUGUACCUUCAUCGGUGUAACGGCUUUUUUGUCUAGUAGUAGAUCAUCCAAGUUUCCGAAAAGAACCGAGCAUUCUUUGGCUCAGACCUUUCACAGCAAUGACAUAAAAUCCCAAAAAUGGACAUUAUAAUAUAACUUUCACCU